UAUUUAAAAUUUUCAAUUCUUUUUGGAUUUGUCUACAAUUUUUGGCCAAUUAAAAUAACUAAAUUCAAAAUUCUAUAAUAAAAAAAAAAUAUCAAUAUGUUAAUCCCCGUUAAAUUUUGUAAACUAUUAAUACUAUUUGUAUUCCUGUUAAUUAAUGUGUCCCAAAUAAAUGCAAUUUGUCAAUAUCAUGGACAUUUACUAGAAAAUGAAUGGCGUUUAAUACUUAAAUAUGACAAUGCUAGUUUGCAAUUGUUAAGAGAGACCACGGUGCAAGAUGGCACCGUUUUAUAUAUGGUGUGUAACAGUAACGAUAUUGCCGAAGUGACAUGUGAAAAUGGUCAAUUCAAUCCACAAUUGCCAUUGAAUGAAUGGUGUGGCAAUCAUAUGAUGCCUCAAUUAAAACUGGAAAAUGAUAGAAAUUUAUGUGGUUUUAAUUUGUAUCGUGUGGGUUAUCAAAUCCAGUGCAAGCAUGGUGAUUAUUUUUUUGAAACCUAUAAAGUGUGUUUCGAUUUUGAACGAAAGCGAGCGGUGUUUACCAUAAACGAGGCAUAUCCAUUUGUUAUACCACGACCCUAUGGCAUGCGUUUUGAUCCAGAUGAAAUAUUUACCAUGAACAUUUUCUCCGCUUACAAUAAACGAAACAUUUAUGCUCAAUUCCGAAAAACUUUGGGUGAUGGACAAAACUUUAUGCCGGACAACGCUGGCGAUCAACGUAUUGAUCGUGGCCAUUUAACGCCCGUAGCUGAUUAUAUGACUUAUACGUUAAUAGCCACCACUUUUAAAAUGAUUAAUGUCAUUCCACAAUUUCACACAAUCAACGAUGGCAAUUGGAAAGCCAUGGAAGAAUGGGCUAGAAAUCCCAUUAAUACACCGGCCAAAGUUUGCAGUGGUGCUUUUAGUUGGGUUUUGCAAUUACCCGAUACUCAGGGUAAUUUGAGAGAGAUGUAUCUAAGAGGAGAUAUGAUUCCUAUGCCAUUAUGGACUUAUAAAAUCGUAUUGAAUUGCAAUGGUUUAAGAACUGUUUUUUUGCAAUAUAAUAAUAUUCAUGAUAAACAAAUGCCACCUCAAAUACCGCAUGGCAUUUGUCAGGAAGUGGGCUGCCCUUCAAAUAUUUAUUUGGCAAAAAGUAAUUAUUUAGGUUACACAUUUUGUUGUGAUCCGGAACAUUUCAUGGCGAAUAGUGUACCAAAUUUGAGGGGUUAUUGUUGACAGAAAUUUUAAAUAUUUAUAAAACUUAAAGACAACUUUGUAAUUUACACAAUUUAUUGCACCCAGUAAAAAAACUAUAUUUGUUUAUGAUCACCACAAUCAUUUCAACAUGAAUACAACUUUUUUUUUACAAUAUUAUGAUCACUGUUAGCCUAGAACAAUUCCUUGUUAUUUUCUGUGUUUUCCACAACAAAAGAAAACUUCAAUUAUUUUACAACUAAAACGUUUAUUUGUUCAUUAAAUUGUCCAUAAAUAUCAUUAGAUUCCCACAUAAAUUAUGGGGUUUGUAAACAAAACAAAAUGUGUGUAAUUUUUGUCUUCUUACAAAUAUGGCUAAUAAAAGUUAAAAUGCCGCCUUUUUAUUUUAAAUUGUUUGUACUAUAUUUA
Molecule: messenger RNA, 1596 nt
Organism: Calliphora vicina (urban bluebottle blowfly)
Lineage: Eukaryota; Metazoa; Arthropoda; Insecta; Diptera; Calliphoridae
Exons: 3
Coding region: 97-1209 (370 amino acids)
Biological process (GO): apoptotic DNA fragmentation
Cellular component (GO): nucleus; mitochondrial inner membrane
Molecular function (GO): nucleic acid binding; metal ion binding; RNA endonuclease activity
Source: RefSeq, a predicted model, not a curated record